This is a messenger RNA of Dermatophagoides farinae (American house dust mite), 1805 nucleotides long. Its product is annotated as sorbitol dehydrogenase. Lineage: Eukaryota; Metazoa; Arthropoda; Arachnida; Sarcoptiformes; Pyroglyphidae. The record is from RefSeq and is a predicted model, not a curated record. Gene Ontology annotation, molecular function: L-iditol 2-dehydrogenase (NAD+) activity. Gene Ontology annotation, biological process: D-sorbitol catabolic process.
GAUUGAAUUGAAUUCGAUCGAAUGAAAGAAAGUGAUUCUAGUGAAUAGUUGCAGAUGAUCUUUAUUUAGAUUUGCAAUUUGCAAUCAUGAUGAAACGGAUUCAUAGUUUUUUCUGGUCCAUGUAGUUUUGUUUUGUUCUUUUUCGCCAUAUGUCGAUAGUUGCAUUUUUCAUGCAUGUGUUCAUUCAGUGAAUAUGGUGAUGAGAAUUGGCUAAGUGAAUACUAUUGGCAGGAUUCUGUGUACAGUAUCCAGUGGAUACACCAUAGGCUAUAUAAUUGUCUGUUGUUUUGUGAUGCAACAAUCUGAUUCAUUUACAUCAUUUUCUCAUCCCAUUGCGGCGAAUUGCCCUUGUGAUCGGCGAAAUUUGUACUUUUUCUUUCAACACUCACACCAAAUCAUUCGAUCUGAUUCUUUCAGAAUCCUGUUUGUGUGUGUGUGUUUGUCUGGUUGUCAUUCUUGGUAUAGUUGUUGCUGAGGAAAGUACCUGACAAGAAUAGAAUGUCAAUCAACUGGGACAAGAUGGCAACCCCAUUAUCAAACGACUUGUUUCAUAAGGAAAAUCUUGCCGUAGUUCUGUAUGGCCAAAACGACAUUCGUCUUGAACAGUGGCCGUUACCCGAUAAGCUUGAGAAUGAUGAAGUUCUACUACGAUCGCAUAGUACCGGCAUUUGUGGUACUGACCUUCAUUUAUGGCGUCAAGCUCAAGUAGCUGAUUUCCGUUUGCAACGUCCAUUCUGUUUGGGUCAUGAACCAUCGGCUGUGGUCAUGAAAUGUGGUUGCAAUGUUCAUCAUCUAAAACCGGGUGAUCGUGUUGCUGUUGAACCGGCCAUCCCGUGUUUGAAAUGUGACCGAUGUCGUUCAGGUCGCUACAAUCUUUGUCCGGUAUCCAAUGAACAAUCACAUGGCCUACCGAAUUCCGACGGUUCAUUACGUCGUUAUUACACACAUCGUGCAGAUUUCUGUUUCAAAUUACCUGAUUCCAUCUCAUUGGAAGAAGGUGCAUUGAUUGAAGCAUUGGCUGUAGUGAUUCAUGCUUGUCGUCGGGUCAAGAUUCAACCCGGUGAUUCGGUUCUAGUCUGUGGUGCCGGUCCAGUUGGUGUAAUGGCCAUGUUGGCUGCCAAAGCAUUUGGUUCGAAUCGUGUCUGUGUGACCGAUAUCAAACAGACUCGUUUAGAUUUGGCCCAACAAAUGGGUGCCGAUCAUUGUUAUUGGAUUGAUUUGUCACAAAAAGAUUUGAAUGAAAAAGAUCGUGCUGCACACAUUGUCGAGAUGAUGGGUCGACCACCAGAUAUUACGCUAGAAUGUACGGGCGUUGCAUCAUCACAAUCGAUGGCCAUUCACGCAACUAAACACGGUGGUCGCAUUGCUAUCGUGGGCCUAGGACCACCAUCGAACGGUAUCCCAUUGUCGACAAUGACCAUGAAAGAAAUUGAUUUGAUUGGUGUUUGUCGCAUUAAAGACGACUAUUCAUUGGCAAUCGAACUGAUUGACAGUGGUAAAAUCAAUGUAAAACCAUUGAUUACACAACGUUUUCCCAUUGAACAAUCAUUAGAAGCGUUUCAUUUACUUGGUUCAGCCGGUAACGACCAAAGUGUUGUGAAAGUAUUGAUACAAUACAACGACGAUUGAAUUGAUUAGUUGCAAUCGUCACUGAACUGAACUGGACUGAAAACAAAACCAAAGAUAUUUUCAAACAAAAUCAAUUGUUGUCCCUAGUACUUGACUAGAUUGAGAACAAUUUCUAUAAUCAAUCAAUUAAUGAUUAAUUGAAUCAAUUAAAUAAAUAAACUGGUUUAUCAAUAUCA